This is a messenger RNA of Knipowitschia caucasica, 3966 nucleotides long. Lineage: Eukaryota; Metazoa; Chordata; Actinopteri; Gobiiformes; Gobiidae. The record is from the annotation of a GenBank genome assembly.
AUGACGGACGCGUUCCGCCAGCCGUCGCUCUUCUACCACCUGGGCGUGCGAGAGAGCUUCAGCAUGGCCAACAACAUCAUCCUCUACUGCGACACCAACGCCGAGUCCCUCCAGGCGCUCCAGGAGAUCAUCUUCCAGAAAAACACAAUGUGUUCGGCCAACUACACGUUCAUCCCGUACAUGGUGACCCCACAUGGUAAAGUGUUCUGCUGUGAGAGCAGCCUGAUGAAGAGCCUGACGGAGCUCAUGCAGCCCAGCUUCGAGAUGCUGCUGGGUCCCAUCUGCAGACCUCUGUUGGACCGGUUCCUGCAGCUGCUCAGGGAGUCCCAGGCCAACUGCUGUCAGUAUUUCAGUGAGACGAUCCUGAGUGACAUCAGAAGAGCGCGGGAGCUGUACUCGGGGGCGGAGCUAACCUCGGAGCUGAGCCGCAUCCAACAGAGACUGGACCAUGUGGAGUGUCUCUCUGACGACAUCGUUAUCAACCUACUGCUCACCUACAGAGACAUACAGGACUAUGAAUCCAUCGUGACGCUGGUGGAGACUCUGGAGAAGCUGCCGACGUUUGACCCCAUGGUCCAUCCACACGUCAAGUUUCACUACGCCUUUGCCCUGAACCGGAGGAACCUUCCUGGAGACCGGCAGAAGGCCCUGGACAUCAUGCUGCCGCUGGUGGAGGGGGAGGAGCAGGUGGCCUCGGACAUUUACUGUCUGGUCGGACGCAUUUACAAGGACAAGUUCCUGGAGUCGCACUUCACCGACACCGAGAGCCGGGACAGCAGCACACUCUGGUUCAAAAAGGGGUUUGAGUCUGAGCCGACGCUUCACUCUGGGAUCAACUACGCCGUUCUGCUGCUGGCGGCCGGACACCAGUUUGACACGUCUUUCGAGCUGCGGAAAGUGGGAGUGAAGCUGAGCAGUCUGCUGGGUAAGAAGGGCAGCCUGGAUAAGCUGCAGAGCUACUGGGACGUGGGCUUCUUCCUGGGGGCCAGUAUUUUGGCCUGUGACAACACUCGGGUCAUUCAGGCAUCGGAGAAACUCUUCAAACUCAAAGCUCCCAUUUGGUAUCUGCGAUCUCUGGUAGAGACCAUCGUGAUCUACCAACAUUUCAAAAAGCCGGGGACGGAGCAGCCGGCCCCAAAACAGGAGCUGGUGGACUUCUGGAUGGACUUCCUGGUGGAGGCCACGAAGAAGGACGUGUCUUCAGUCAGAUUCCCGGUGCUGAUCCUGGAGCCCACUAAAGUCUACCAGCCGUCAUAUUUAUCCAUCAACAAAGACGUAGAGGACAACACUGUGUCCAUCUGGCAUGUGGCUCCUGACGACAAGCACAAAGGGAUCCAUGAGUGGAACUUCAGUGCCACCUCAGUGCGCGGCGUCAGUAUUUCCAAAUUCGAUGAGCGCAGUGCUUUCCUGUACGUCCUCCAUAACGCCGAAGACUUCCAGAUCUACUUCUGCACCGAGAUGCACUGCAAGAGGUUCUGUGACCUGGUUAACAGCAUCACGGAGGAGGCGUGGAGAGGCCCAGAGGAGGGGGACUGCGAUGGGGAGGCGCUGGAGUACGAUUAUGAGUAUGACGAGCUCGGCGAGCGAGUGAUUCUGGGUAAAGGCACAUUCGGAGUGGUCUACGCUGGACGGGACCUGAGUAACCAGGUCCGACUGGCCAUCAAGGAGAUCCCCGAGCGGGACAGCAGGUAUUCGCAGCCGCUGCACGAGGAAAUCGCUCUCCACAAACAUUUGAAGCAUAAGAACAUCGUGCAGUAUCUGGGAUCCAUCAGCGAGAAGGGAUUCAUCAAGAUCUUCAUGGAGCAAGUUCCUGGAGGCAGUCUCUCCGCUCUGCUGCGCUCCAAGUGGGGGCCCCUGAAGAACAACGAACCCACCAUCGGCUUCUACACUCGUCAGAUCCUGGAGGGCCUCAAGUACCUGCACGACAACCAGAUCGCACACCGAGACAUCAAGGGCGACAACGUGCUCAUCAACACCUACAGCGGCGUCCUGAAGAUCUCCGACUUCGGCACGUCCAAAAGACUGGCUGGGAUUAACCCCUGCACGGAGACGUUCACAGGUCGUGGUAUUUUCUCUACCACUGUUUUCAGUCAAGGAGACUUUGUUGUGGAGUAUAGGGGGGUACUUGUUGAUUCAGCUGAACAGAGACGUAAACAGAACCAGAGUGAAUGUUCAGUCUUCAUGUUCGACUUCACAUGGAAGCGGAGGAUUUGGAGUAUUGAUGGCGGAGAGGAAGACGGAUCUUUUGGACGAUUAGUCAAUGACGAGCAUAAGUUGCCCAACUGCCGAAUGAAGUUGAUUGAGUUUGAGGAGACACGGAGGAGACACAGAGGAGACACAGAGGGAGACACAGAGGAGACACAGAGGAGACACAGAAGAGACACGGAGGAGACACGGAGGAGACACGGAGGAGACACGGAGGAGACACGGAGGAGACACGGAGGAGACACAGAAGAGACACGGAGGAGACACGGAGGAGACACAGAGGAGACACAGAGGAGACACGGAGGAGACACGGAGGAGACACGGAGGAGACACGGAGGAGACACAGAGGAGACACAGAGGAGACACCGAGGAGACACAGAAGAGACACGGAGGAGACACAGAGGAGACACAGAGGAGACACGGAAGAGACACGGAAGAGACACAGAGGAGACACGGAGGAGACACGGAGGAGACACAGAGGAGACACAGAGGAGACACGGAGGAGACACAGAAGAGACACGGAGGAGACACGGAGGAGACACAGAGGAGACACGGAGGAGACACGGAGGAGACACAGAGGAGACACGGAGGAGACACAGAAGAGACACGGAGGAGACACGGAGGAGACACGGAGGAGACAUGGAGGAGACACUGAAGAGACACGGAGGAGACACGGAGGAGACACAGAGGAGACACAGAGGAGACACGGAGGAGACACGGAGGAGACACGGAGGAGACACGGAGGAGGCACGGAAGAGACACGGAAGAGACACAGAGGAGACACGGAGGAGACACGGAGGAGACACAGAGGAGACACAGAGGAGACACGGAGGAGACACAGAAGAGACACGGAGGAGACACGGAGGAGACACAGAGGAGACACGGAGGAGACACGGAGGAGACACAGAGGAGACACGGAGGAGACACAGAAGAGACACGGAGGAGACACGGAGGAGACACGGAGGAGACAUGGAGGAGACACAGAAGAGACACGGAGGAGACACGGAGGAGACACGGAGGAGACACAGAGGAGACACGGAGGAGACACGGAGGAGACACGGAGGAGACACGGAGGAGGCACGGAGGAGACACGGAGGAGACACGAGGAGGCACAGGAGACACAGAGGAGACACGGAGGAGACACAGAAGAGACACGGAGGAGACACGGAGGAGACACGGAGGAGACACGGAGGAGACACGGAGGAGACACGGAGGAGACACAGAAGAGACACGGAGGAGACACGGAGGAGACACGGAGGAGACACGGAGGAGGCACAGAGGAGGCACGGAGGAGACACGGAGGAGACACGGAGGAGACACGGAGGAGACACGGAGGAGUUACACAGGAGGCACGGAGGAGACACGGAGAAGACACGGAGGAGACACGGAGGAGACACGGAGGAGACACGGAGGAGACACAGAGGAGACACAGAGGAGACACGGAGGAGACACGGAGGAGACACGGAGGAGACACAGAGGAGACACGGAGGAGACACGGAGGAGACACGGAGGAGACACAGAGGAGACACAGAGGAGACACAGAGGAGACACGGAGGAGACACGGAGGAGACACGGAGGAGACACGGAGGAGACACAGAGGAGACACGGAGGAGACACGGAGGAGACACGGAGGAGACACAGAAGAGACACGGAGGAGACACAGAGGAGACACAGAGGAGACACGGAGGAGACACGGAGGAGACACGGAGGAGACACAGAGGAGACACGGAGGAGACAAAACGACGGCUCCGGGAGUUCUAA